This is a messenger RNA of Durusdinium trenchii, 3861 nucleotides long. The record is from the annotation of a GenBank genome assembly. Lineage: Eukaryota; Dinophyceae; Suessiales; Symbiodiniaceae.
AUGCCCUCCCAGUCCACCAAGCAACCGCCGUCAUGGCUGGCGAACUGGAGGACGUUCCUCUUGAGGCUCCUCAUGAUCGAGUUCAACGUGCUCAAAGCCAUGCGCAAGCUUGUGAAGAUCGGUCUACGACCAAGAGCAUGGUUGAGCAGCACCGGAUUGGCCGACCUCAUGGAGAAGCAGCGACGAGAGUUGCACAGGCCAAGAGCACCCGCGAAGACAUGCACACACCCGGAGUUCAAGAGAUACGGGAAUGCUCACGGCCAGUUCUCCCAGUGCAAGCGCUGCGAUCAAAAGUUCCGGUGGAUCCCAGACCAAGAAGCCUGGGCAGUAUAUUCACCAAAAUCCUCCAGCUCGUCAGCACUGCCGCUGCCAUCCUCGGCCACGAUCCUGGCACCUACGGACAUCGCCAAGCCCAAGAGCAGACCGAGCAAGCACACGGCCUACAAGUCCAAGGCCAGGCCGAUGCGACCAUCAUCGGACGCCAUGUCAGUCCAGUCAGCAGGCAGUUCAGCCCUUCCCAUCACGUAUCGAAUGACGGAAGAGGAGAUCUUCGCCACAGGACUGACCAAGGAGGAGCUGGACGAGGCAAUGUACACGGGCAACCUCCACCUGUACGACUCCGACAAUCCGGACGGCUAUCCAUCGGACAUGGAGAGCUGGGAUUGGCCUAAGGUUGACAUCUUGGAGACCUUCGCAGGCCAAGCAGACAUCACCAACAGGAGCCCGAGCUUCCGGCUUACAGCAGCACAACCAGUCGACUACAAAACCGGCUGGGACUUGAACAACACCAGACACCAGGCAGACCUCGAGGACAUGCUUGACUCCCUCAGACCGCUCGUCCUCAUCCAAGGCAUCGACUGCCGAGAUUGGAGCAUACUUCAAGACAACACGAACUACAUCCGUCGCAAGAUCUUGCUCCUCGCUAAAGCACGUAAGCUCCUCAAGAAGGUCACAAGCUGGUGCCACAAACAAGCAGAAGCUGGAAGACUGUUUCUGCUGGAGAACCCAACGACCAGCAGACUUUGGCAAGAAGAAGCCAUCAAGAAGCUUGAAGGCUUACCCAAUGUGAGCUCCAUAACCUGUCAUGCAGGAGCCUAUGGUGCAGUGAACUCCCAGGGCCAGAUGAUCAGAAAAGGACACCGCUUCAUGGGCAAUUGUCCACAUGUGCUGAAGCGCUUGGGACGCCACCUGUCAGCAGAGGAGCAACGAAGAUGUGUUCCCCAGCACUAUCCACACCAGAUGGUGACAGAGAUCCCCAAAGGUGUGCAAGAUGAGGUCAGAGCACGCUUUCCUGACCGAUUCCAGCCAGGACCCAAGGUCUACCGCAGCUACAUGGAGACCUACUCAAUGGUCUCACAUGGAGCGAGUUCAGAUAGCACUACAACCAAUCAUGUGGCGCUUUCCUUGGCACGUGCCACACACACACACCGAGCUGCAGCCUUGCAGUACAAUGAUGGAGAGGUUCAGAUCAUCGAGGAGGACCUCAGUGAGCUCAGACAUCCCAAGGCAAGAUUCAAGAAGCCCGUCCAACUGGCCAUUUUCAUGUUUGGACAAGGCCAACCUGAUGCAGAACGUCCACGAGACCGGAUAUCGGCAUCACAUGAAGCAGCACAACCACCUCCAUCGGAGAACGAUCUGAGGAAACUGGUUCCACCACCACCUGGAGAUGAAAUCUCAUUUCCAUCUGAGCUCAAGAUCCCCGCCGAGAUAAAGAAUGCCAUACGGCGGAUGCACCAGAACUUGGGCCAUCCCAAACCAGCUGAGCUCAAGAAGCUCUUGGCUCUCAAUGGAGUCAACAACCAGGCCAUCUACACGGCCGUCGAACAUCUUCGCUGCAACUCCUGUGAGCGCACCAAAGGACCUUCCAGGCCAGACCUCGGCGCCAUUCCAGCUGAGGACGGAUGCUCGCAGUUCGGAGACAGGUUGCAGAUGGACAUAUUUUAUGUCAGAGAUGUGACUGGCCAAAACUUCAUGGUGUUGGGCAUCAUCGACGAAGUGACACACCUUCACCUCGCAGCCCUUCUCGACAACAGACAGCCGGAGACAGUCCUGACAGCCUUCAAUGACACCUGGGCUAAGGCCUUCGGAUACCCACUCCGGAUCAGACUUGAUCCUGAUGGCUCUUUCAGGUCCCACUUCGAGGACGGCCUUGACCAGGCCGGAGUCUUCAUCGACUACGUCCCCGCUGAGGCCCACAACAAGAUCGGCCUCAUCGAGAGGCACGAUGCCGUGUUCCGAUCAUUGAUGGAACGCAUCAUCGACCACAGAGCCAUCACAGGUCGAGAACAGAUGUACUACACCACAACAGCAGCAGCCUUCGCCAAGAACAGCUGCACAUGGUCCGCAGGCAGACCUCCCUAUGUGGCAGCCUUCAGCCGCAUACCACGCAUGGGCAUUGAGAGGGCACUCCUACGCAACACAGCAACAAGCAGCACCGACACACCUGAGGUCGGCAGCAUUGUGGCAUACUGGCGCUGGACAGCACGCAGCGGCAAAAAGCACGGCGGCUACAAGCUCGCCCGGCUUCUGGGACGAGAUCCUGACGGGAAGUCAAUGUGGCUUCAAGCUGGCACCAACACCGUCAGGGUGGCACCACACCAACUCCGUGUGGCCAGAGGCUUUGAAUGCUGGCAUCCGGACUACCAGCAGAUCAAGGACCUCCGAGCUGCCUCAGCAAACCUGCAUGACAACCAGUUGCAGGAUGAACGAGUUCCAGAACCACCAGAUGAUCCAGAUCAACCACUUGGCUUUGACGGCAUGGAUCCAGCAGAAGAGAUUCCGCCCUCGGCAGCUGAAGUCAUCGAUAUCGACAAUUUGCCUGACACGCCACAGCCAGCUGAGCAUUUGGAGCACGUGGUCCCGUCCACACCACCGGACCUAGCUCAAGACAACCGGCAGUCCUCUAAGAGGAGCAGUACCGAAAUGGCACCGCCACUGUCAGAGCAGGCACCACCAGCACCACUUGGCUACAAGGCGCCCUUGGCCAAGCACACUCAGCCACGGCAGAUUGGACAAAACACCUUCCACCUGAAAGGCUACAACCGCAUUGCAAAGGCGGCAACACAGGCAGAACCAAGCCUUCUGGUUUGGGCACGGCUCGACACAAACAGCAACAGCCUACAGACCACACACCUCUCGGGACCACCCAAGGGGCACAUCAAGCACCGGAGGGUCCUCACAUACCCUCAGGGCAGCAUCGUGUGGGACGCCCCAUACGAAGACGACCAGACAGGCCGUCGCAUUUCUCCAGAGUACACCACGCUUGUCACCGAGCUUUGGCAUGAACACUAUGCACCACAUCCACUGGACAGUCUGGAAGUCACACCAGACGGCAUCCAACAGCGAGAACAUCACCAUGAUGGCAGCGACCACAUCAGCAUGCCAUACUCGUGCCACACAGCAUUGCAUGCCUACCGCAAAGCACCAGGCUACAACGGCACCGGCGAGUCAAGUGACUCAGAAGCAUCGGCAGACGACAUGACCGCCGGGCACCGAGGCAACAGCAGCCUACCAACCACGGCAGCAGCACGCAGCCUCACCAGACAAGAACAGAAAGCCCUCGGCAAGGAAGUGCCUUGGCAGGCCAUUAAGUACGUCGAAUCUGCCAAAGCAGAAGAGGCAUCCUGGCAGCAGUUCGACUCAGUCAUUCCUUUGACUGUACAGGAGGCCAACAAGGUGCAUCAGGAUCCGAUUCUCCGUCGAAGGAUCCCCAAAGCAAGGGCCGCCUACAGAGACAACGCGAAGGGCCAAGGACCACUCAAGGCGAAGACCCGUGUUGUGGCCUUGGGUCACCUCGACCCGGAUCUGCAAGAGAUCUGCCGGGAAUCAGCGACUGCUAGCCUUCUUCAUCAGCGGCUUUAA